Molecule: messenger RNA, 1341 nt
Organism: Paracoccidioides lutzii Pb01
Product: oocyte zinc finger protein XlCOF15
Exons: 3
Coding region: 1-1341 (446 amino acids)
Biological process (GO): regulation of transcription by RNA polymerase II
Cellular component (GO): PcG protein complex; transcription regulator complex
Molecular function (GO): RNA polymerase II cis-regulatory region sequence-specific DNA binding; DNA-binding transcription factor activity, RNA polymerase II-specific
Source: RefSeq, a predicted model, not a curated record
AUGGAUAUUACUACGAUUCUAAACAAAAAAGGAACAGCCGCCGUUGCAGCUGCAGAGGCUCAUCUACAACAACAUUUAGUCCACGCCACUCAUAUGAAAUCAAAAACGCCUUCAGAAAUAAGUUCUGAACACGGAACGCCCCAGAAUGGAGAUCAGUCGAAUAUUUAUCAUCCUACCUCACAACCCAACCCUCAACUAGUUGGUUCCUCGAAAUACCAUUCCCAAUCACAAGGGCACACAGGGAUUGCUCCCGUUCGAUCUGACUAUGUUCAGGACGGCCAGGGAAUCGUCAAAUACCUCCAAAAUGGGAGCGGAGGCAAUGGAAGGUCAAGUGGAGAACCUGUCCCCAAAACUUUUCAUUGUUCAACAUGCAGUAAAGGGUUCGCUCGUCGGAGUGAUCUUGCUAGACACGAGCGUAUCCAUAGCGGAAUCAGGCCCCACGUUUGUGAUUGGCCAGGUUGCGGAAAGCAAUUUAUCCAGCGGUCUGCAUUGACCGUUCAUACACGUGUUCACACGGGGGAGAAACCACAUAUGUGCGACCGAUGCGGGAAGCCUUUCAGUGAUUCAAGCUCCCUUGCUAGGCAUCGCAGGAUACAUUCUGGAAAACGGCCAUACAAAUGCCCAUACGCGAAUUGCCAAAAAACCUUUACACGUCGGACGACUUUGACACGACACCAGAAUCAUCAUACUGGGACGAUCGAGGAGGCUGCGGCCGAGACCGAAGCCAACUUGCGCCAAAACAAGGAGAGAGCUGUUCGUCCACCUGAUGGAAUGUAUUCAGAGGCUGGUUCCACUCAAUCGACGCCUUCUCCAGGUCAACGCCAUUCUUUAUCUCCCGGAAAUGAAUUACCUCCCAUGUAUCUACCUCGCCAAAUGAGUGAUUACUAUAUGGGUAAUACGCCGAUUCCCGCACACCUGCGAGGUGACUUCCAGCAAGCCAGCCCACGGGCGUCUCCAUCUACCUCAUCGCCUCCACUUUCCACAUACAGCAGUGUGCCCCACGCUCGACCGUCCAUGACAUCCCACCCAAGUGGAUACGGACCACCUCAGCCGGUUGAACCUCCAGCAAACAGCGAUCCCCGGCCAAACAGCGUAGCUGGAAGCCCACACAUUACGAGCAUGGGAUGGGCAUCACCAACUCUUCACAGUAUUGGCUCACCGGAUUCUGCCUCAGCAACCGAAUAUUCAUACCCAGAACCCUCUGCUCCUUCUUACUCAUCUCAAAUACCGCCUCACAUGUAUUUUCCCAACUCGACAAUACGAAGGCCACAGAGUACCGAACCGGAGAACUAUGAGCUGAAACCCAAACUGAAUGGAGAUUCAUGGACUACGCCUGUUUAA